CGCCGCGCCCCCGCCUCCUUCCCAUCCGCCGCCGCCGCCUUCGCCGCCGCCGCCGCCGCCGCCGCCUCUGCGCCGCGCUCCGCCCGGAUGGCCAGGGCUGUGCCGGAGAAUGGCGGAGCGAGAGAGCGGCGGCCUGGGCGGGGGGGCCGCGUCCCCGCCUGCCGCCUCCCCGUUCCUGGGGCUACACAUCGCGUCGCCGCCCAAUUUCAGGCUCACCCACGACAUCAGCUUGGAGGAGUUUGAGGAUGAAGACCUCUCAGAGAUCACCGAGGAGUGUGGCAUCAGCCUGCAGUGCAAAGACACCCUGUCCUUGCGGCCCCCGCGCGCCGGGCUGCUGUCUGGGGGCGGCGGCAGCGCGGGGAGCCGGUUGCAGGCCGAGAUGCUGCAGAUGGACCUGAUCGACGCGGCGGGGGACACUCCCGGAGCCGAGGACGACGACGAGGAGGAGGAGCGCGCGGCGCGGCGGCCGGGAGCGGGGCCGCCUGAGGCCGAGCCCCGCCAAGAGCCGGCGCCCCGCGGCCAGGGCCAGGGCCAGGGCAGUGGGGACACAUAUCGGCCCAAGCGGCCCACCACGCUCAACCUCUUCCCGCAGGUGCCGCGGUCUCAGGACACACUGAAUAAUAAUUCUCUGGGCAAGAAGCACAGUUGGCAGGAUCGGGUGUCUCGAUCAUCCUCACCCCUGAAGACAGGGGAGCAGACGCCGCCACAUGAACACAUCUGCCUGAGCGAUGAGCUGCCGCCCCCCAGCAGCCCCGCCACCACCAAGGAUCGAGGCACCUCCACCGACAGCCCUUGCCGCCGCAGCGCCGCCACACAGAUGGCACCUCCCGGUGGCCCCCCCGCUGCCCCACCGAGCAGCCGCGGCCACUCGCAUCGAGACCGCAUCCACUACCAGGCGGACGUGCGGCUAGAGGCCACCGAGGAGAUCUACCUGACGCCGGUGCAGAGGCCCCCGGACCCUGCAGAGCCCACCUCCGCCUUCCUGCCACCGGCUGAGAGCCGGAUGUCGGUCAGCUCCGAUCCAGACCCUGCCGCCUACCCCUCCACUGCAGGGCGGCCGCACCCCUCCAUCAGUGAGGAGGACGAGGGCUUCGACUGCUUGUCGUCUCCAGAGCGGGCCGAGCCCCCGGGCGGAGGGUGGCGGGGGAGCCUGGGGGAGCCACCGCCGCCUCCGCGGGCCUCGCUGAGCUCGGACACCAGCGCCCUGUCCUACGACUCGGUCAAGUACACGCUGGUGGUGGACGAGCACGCGCAGCUGGAGCUGGUGAGCCUGCGGCCGUGCUUCGGAGACUACAGCGACGAGAGCGACUCGGCCACCGUCUAUGACAACUGCGCCUCUGCCUCCUCGCCCUAUGAGUCAGCCAUUGGGGAGGAAUAUGAGGAGGCCCCCCGGCCGCGGCCCGCUGCCUGCCUCUCCGAGGACUCCACGCCCGACGAGCCCGACGUCCACUUCUCCAAGAAGUUCCUGAACGUCUUCAUGAGUGGCCGCUCUCGCUCCUCCAGUGCGGAGUCCUUCGGGCUCUUCUCCUGUGUCAUCAACGGGGAGGAGCAGGAGCAGACACACCGGGCCAUAUUCAGGUUUGUGCCUCGACACGAAGACGAACUUGAGCUGGAGGUGGAUGACCCGUUGCUGGUGGAGCUGCAGGCCGAGGACUACUGGUAUGAGGCCUACAAUAUGCGCACAGGCGCCCGGGGCGUCUUUCCCGCCUACUAUGCCAUCGAGGUCACCAAGGAGCCUGAACACAUGGCAGCCCUGACCAAAAACAGCGACUGGGUGGACCAGUUCCGGGUGAAGUUCCUGGGCUCGGUCCAGGUCCCCUAUCACAAGGGCAACGACGUGCUCUGUGCUGCUAUGCAAAAGAUCGCCACCACCCGCCGGCUCACCGUGCACUUUAACCCGCCAUCCAGCUGCGUCCUGGAGAUCAGCGUGCGGGGCGUGAAGAUAGGCGUCAAGGCUGAUGACUCCCAGGAGGCCAAGGGGAAUAAAUGUAGCCACUUUUUCCAGUUAAAAAACAUCUCUUUCUGUGGAUACCAUCCAAAGAACAACAAGUACUUUGGGUUCAUCACCAAGCACCCUGCUGACCACCGGUUUGCCUGCCACGUCUUUGUGUCCGAGGAGUCCACCAAAGCCCUGGCGGAAUCCGUGGGGAGAGCGUUCCAGCAGUUCUACAAGCAGUUCGUGGAGUACACCUGCCCCACGGAAGACAUCUACCUGGAGUAGCGGCGCUGCCCCGCCCUCUACAUCCCCGGGCCCUCGGGCCAGCACCGGGCCAGCUGGCUGCUGACGGGGCUCGGCACUGCUCGAGGAGGGGGGCCCAUCACCACCAGAGGGUGGGGAAGUGGGGGCCUUUGGCGGAGGGUG
This is a messenger RNA of Panthera uncia (snow leopard), 2362 nucleotides long. It is a transcript of the gene MAPK8IP1, whose product is annotated as mitogen-activated protein kinase 8 interacting protein 1. The record is from RefSeq and is a predicted model, not a curated record. The transcript has 12 exons. Gene Ontology annotation, biological process: regulation of JNK cascade. Gene Ontology annotation, cellular component: cytoplasm. Gene Ontology annotation, molecular function: protein binding. The coding region runs from base 110 to 2221 and encodes 703 amino acids. NCBI's taxonomy places the organism in Eukaryota, Metazoa, Chordata, Mammalia, Carnivora, Felidae.